GUUUCUCGACACGUCACGUGACCCGCCCAAAAUAUUUAAUGGCUGCCAACUCAUCAAUAUGAUGACAGUUCUUUCUUAACAUUCGUUUAAUUCACGCGAUCGUUGUUUGAAAUUAUUCGCCGUGAUCACAAGAAAUAUUUUAAACAUGCGAAGCAUUUUAUUGAUAUUCGUUUCCUUGCUCGCAUAUGCAAAUUCUGUUAGGUUCUAUCUUGAACCGAACUCGGUGAAAUGUUUAAAAGAGGAAGCACAAGCUCAUGUUUUGGUCAUUGGAGAAUACGAAAUCUCUGAAACGCCGGGUGUUAAAACCGAAUAUAUUAUUCGAGAUUCUAAAUCGGAAGUACUUUCCAAAAAUGAUAACAUACCUCAUGGAAAAGGGUUCAAAUUUACAUUUGUUAUGGAGACAUAUGACACAUAUGAAAUUUGCUUCAUGGCACAUGCCAUACAGCCGUCUUUCUCAGGCAAUAUGAAACAGGUUAAACAAGAAGUCUAUUUAGCUACAAAGCGUGGCAUUGAAGCAAAAAGUUAUGAAGAAUCGGUAGGUAAAGCUGCUAAACUGAAACCUUCUGAAGUCGAAUUGAAACGAUUGGAAGAUUUGUCCGAAGCAAUUGUUUUGGACUUUGCUCGGAUGAAGUUGAACGAAGAAGAAAUGAGAGACACUAACGAGGCGACGAACGCUCGAGUGGUCCACUUUAGUAUAUUUUCCACAUUAUGGUUAUGUGUACUCUCCACUUGCCAGGUUUUAUACCUGAGGCGUUUCUUCAAAGUGAAAAAACUCAUUGAGUAAAUGAUAAAAAAGAAAUAUCAGAGAGUUUCAAUCUUCUUACAAUUUUUACAACUAACAAAGCUUUAUUUAUUCAAUUUUUGAUAAACAAGUAAGAGAAAAAUGGUCAGAAUUAUGUAAAAAAUCUGCAGACUUAUACUUUGUAUAUUUGAUUACAUUAAAAUAAAACAACAGAUUAAAUAAUAAUUAAAUAAAUGUACAAAAUACAGUCAAACUAUUUUUUUAUACUCUGUC
Molecule: messenger RNA, 1015 nt
Organism: Nomia melanderi (Alkali bee)
Lineage: Eukaryota; Metazoa; Arthropoda; Insecta; Hymenoptera; Halictidae
Source: RefSeq, a predicted model, not a curated record